UUAUCACUUCCCAUCUGUUCAAAUGUCAAGCUGACAAUUUGGUGCAAUGUAAGUGGUUUCUGAGUUGUUUCCAUUCAAUAAUUUAUUUGAGGAAGAAAUAUGGAAAAGGACUCCGAUAGCACAGUUACGUCUAUUGAUGAGAAUACGGAGAACUUCUGUGAUAAUCCAACAAGAGAUAUUUUGGCAGAAGGAAUUAUUGGGUUGUUCAAACCAACUGUAGACCAUAUUGAUGAAAGGGUUCGUGCAACAAUCGCUGCACAGACUGAUCUCAGCCAACAAUUAGACUCAUUGUCGAAAAGGCUGAAAGAAAUUGAAGAGUUGCAAGGAGCAAUACCAGACUUUAACGAGAAAGUCAAAAAAUUAAUCAACGUCAAACAUAAGGUGACCGUCAUCACAAACGUUUUGCAAGCUUCGCAGGAUCGCUUGAACGAACUACAUCGCCUCAUAGAUAAAGAGCAACUGCGCCGAAAAGCUCUUCUAGAUUCUGAUAGCUCCGCAGUUGCACAAUAAAGUAAUUUGGGAGUUUAUAACCCAAUGCGUAGUGAUAAUGGAGACUCC
This is a messenger RNA of Hermetia illucens (black soldier fly), 558 nucleotides long. It is a transcript of the gene Snapin, whose product is annotated as SNAPIN protein homolog. Gene Ontology annotation, biological process: regulation of synaptic vesicle exocytosis; synaptic vesicle exocytosis; endosome to lysosome transport. Gene Ontology annotation, molecular function: SNARE binding. The transcript is spliced from 3 exons. Lineage: Eukaryota; Metazoa; Arthropoda; Insecta; Diptera; Stratiomyidae. The record is from RefSeq and is a predicted model, not a curated record. Gene Ontology annotation, cellular component: synaptic vesicle; BLOC-1 complex; BORC complex. Bases 100 to 510 code for a protein of 136 amino acids.